AUGAUGCCUGUAAUUGGUAUUUUAUUACUGUAUUUUUCGAUACAACAUUAGGUGUAUUUUUCAGUUAUAUAUUUUUAAUUUAAUUUGAGAAAAAUAUACUUUCAAAAAGCACUUAUUUUGAAAAAUAUAAAUCAGGUAAUUACUUUAAAAUAAUAAGUCCAUCUUAGAAUAUAAAAUCUUUAGAUUUUCGAAAAAAUAUAUCCUAAAGAGAUUAAAAAAUACUAAAAACUAAUUUAUUAAGACCUAUAAUAAAAAUUGAUAUUAUUGUUUGGCUAGUUUAAUUAUUAAUAUGGAAUUCUAUUGUUUUUUUUGUAACACAAUAUUUAUUUUUUUCUUUAUUUUAUAUUUAAUAGUCUAAAUUGA
Messenger RNA from Ichthyophthirius multifiliis, 363 nucleotides. RefSeq lists its product as hypothetical. NCBI's taxonomy places the organism in Eukaryota, Ciliophora, Oligohymenophorea, Hymenostomatida. The record is from RefSeq and is a predicted model, not a curated record. The transcript has 3 exons.